AUGGCUAUAUUAUCUUCUCAUAUUGUAUUAAUUAAUCAUAAAGGUGAAUUGAGUACAGAAUUACAAAAUUUAAUUGGUAUGAGUUUCUAUGCAAAAUUACAGCUUAAAGAUGCACCAUUAAAACCAAAAUUAUUAUUUAUUCUUCGUGAUCAAAUUGAUUUAUCUAAUAAGAAGAUAUUUUUUGCACAAUUAGCACAAUUAAAACAAAAUUUAAAUAAUGAUUCACAAUUUUUACAAAUCUCAAGUGAAGAUGAACUUAAUAUAUCAAAUGAUGAUGUUAUACCAUUGUCGAAUGCUUUCUCAAAUGAUAUUAAUCCAGUGUUUGGUGGUGAAGUACAAAAAUGGAGAAAUAAAUCAUUUCCAGUUCAAAUUCAAGAAUUGCGUAAGAUUAUAUUUAGAUUUCUUUCUACAAAUGCUAACUUAUCUGUAUACGAAGACUUCGAUCAAGUCUAUACGAAAUUAACAAAUUAUUGGACAACUAUUGAUAAAUUAG
Messenger RNA from Rotaria sordida, 493 nucleotides. NCBI's taxonomy places the organism in Eukaryota, Metazoa, Rotifera, Eurotatoria, Philodinida, Philodinidae. The record is from the annotation of a GenBank genome assembly.